This is a messenger RNA of Hemibagrus wyckioides, 3295 nucleotides long. It is a transcript of the gene npas4b, whose product is annotated as neuronal PAS domain protein 4b. The record is from RefSeq and is a predicted model, not a curated record. NCBI's taxonomy places the organism in Eukaryota, Metazoa, Chordata, Actinopteri, Siluriformes, Bagridae. Gene Ontology annotation, molecular function: RNA polymerase II transcription regulatory region sequence-specific DNA binding; protein dimerization activity; DNA-binding transcription factor activity, RNA polymerase II-specific. The coding region runs from base 313 to 2823 and encodes 836 amino acids. The transcript is spliced from 8 exons. Gene Ontology annotation, biological process: regulation of transcription by RNA polymerase II.
AGGCACUUUCUCUAUAUAAAGGGCCUGGAUGCAGUAUUUCUACCAGAACCGAGACACGAGCCGAGAAGAAUUCCUUUUAUCUUAUUCAUCUCUAAAUAAUAUUACCCAUCCGGAACCGCGAGAAUUCUGAGACAAUGUUUGUUUCUUGAAGUUUUCAUUUUCUUUAUUUAGCUUACUUUUCGCUUCCAAACAGUUGCCCCAAUGAUUAAAUAGGCGCUAUAAGAUUUAAAGCCUGUCCCUUGAACCAGCGCUCGAUUCCCGUCACACACCGGCGGUGAGACUCAGACCACCUGUAGGCUUCAGCCGGGAAAAAUGUACCGCUCCACGAAAGGCGCGUCGAAAGCGCGAAGAGAUCAGAUCAAUGCCGAGAUCCGUAAAUUGAAGGACCUGCUGCCCAUCUCGGACGCAGACAAGGCUCGCCUGUCUUACCUGCACAUCAUGUCCCUUGCUUGCAUGUACACAAGAAAAUCCGUCUUUUUUUCUCAAGACAUAAGCACAGCCGGGACCCAGGAUGUGAGCCCAAGCUUCAUGUGCAUUCCUGAACUCGCUGAGCUCAUGAACACCUUACCAGGUUUUUUCCUCUUGCUGACAAGCGAGGGCAAGCUCCUGUAUUUGUCCGACAAUGUCACCGAACACCUUGGGCACUCAAUGGUAGAUCUAGUCUCACAGAGUGACAGUGUCUAUGACAUUAUUGAUCCAGCUGAUCACUUUGUCAUGAGGAACAAUCUUGGGGCAGUCACUCCACCUGACACAGAGCGUCUCUUUCGCUGUCGCUUCAACACUUCAAAGUUUGUGAGAAGGCAAGGCUCUGGUAACAAGGUGACUCUGGUGCGAGCACGCUGCCUCCCAUUGCCCUACCACGCAUCAUCUUACUGGACCUCCAAUGCAGUGUGGGUGUGUUUCUGUUCACCUAUGGAGCUCCAGGCAUCGAACCCUGCAAGUACCAGGAACCCACUCCCUACCCCACCAGCUGAGCAAGCUUUUCAGCUGACCUCCUUCCACUCCCAGCACAGCCAUGAUAUGAGGAUACAGACAGCCCAAGAAUGUGUCAGUGUCUAUUUGGGCUAUGACGUGGACACACUACGCUCUCGCUCCUGGUACAGCCUGCUACAUCCUCGAGAUCUCUCUCAUGCCUCGGCGCAGCACUGUGCCCUCUUGCGCGAAGGAGGAGAGAGGCAGGUGGAGAUGGUGGUUCAAGUGGAGACAGCUGACCAUUCAUGGGUCUGGCUUUACAUGGUCCUUCAGCUCCAGUCUGGAGAACAUCCCAUUACGUGCCAGAAUUAUGUCAUUAGUGAGUCUGAAGCAUGGUCUGUGCGUCAGCAGCUGAACUCUGAGCAAAACCAGCUGGCUCUCCUGUACCAGGAGGGUUUGGCUCAACAAUUCUCUCAUCCCCUGUCUAGCCCAGAGCAAGUCUUCACCCCCAGCAGUAGUGGCUUGUCUGCUCAAUCAUUUGACUUUAGCUUUACUGUCUCUGGACGCAGCUCCUCUGAGGAACUGCCCAGCACUUCCACCCUUCACUCAGGCUUGCCACUGGGCUCUGGUCCCUGUUCAAACUUCCCCCUAGAUGAAAAUGACUUUUCUCAACAACAUGAAAGCCACCAGUUAUGCUUACCAGACAGCACAAAGUUCUCCACAAGUUCAGACCCCACUCCUCAUUCCUCUCUGACUGUCAUGACCAAUAUGGCAUUUCCAGCUACCCAAACCCCUAUGCCCCUUGCACCCCGUUUCAUUUCCUGUGUAUCCAAACCACCCAGCAUAGGGGAGAUGCUUUGCACACCACCAUACACUCCAAGACUUGGAGGAGGUCAUUUCAUGUUUGGAGAAGAUUUCUUUAAACCAGAUUUGGCCAGCACAGUCACCCAAACCAUGCACUCAGUCAAUCACCCAUCAUCCCACUCAGCAGACACAGGAGUGACACUAUCUGUACAGCAUGGCAGCAGAGCUCUAUAUGAGAAGCUACCUCCUACGCCAGAUAGUCCAGUCAAUGAUGAAUGUGCCCUUAUGGCCUUACCAGAGAUCAGAGGGCCUCUGUAUGUAGAUGUCCCUCAUUCCAUCCAUCAUGGUCCACCCGAGGGCCUCCUGACCCCAGAGGCUUCUCCUACUGAACAGCGCUGUCCAGGUUUUUUCUCUCAGCGAGCUAUUGAUGAAAGGGAGAAAAUUGAAAUCUCACUAUUAGCUCAAUAUCUUAGUUCAGUUGCUGAGGGCUUCUGGAAAGAUCACUCCUCCUCUGUCCAACCAGAGCAAAACUUGAAACUUCUGACCACUGAUUUUCCACCCACCAUGUGCUGUGGAGAAUCUCACUCAUCACUGGAUCAUGAUGAAAAAGAAGAAAAAUUUGCUAACCCUCUUCCAGCUCCUUAUUUCUCUUCCCCUUCCCCAUGUUCUCAUCCUCACUCCUCUACCGAGCAUACUCCUCCUGCCCAAGUGAGCACCUGCUCCACGGGAUACACUCAGGAGGAGGCCCUAGUUGGUGUGCAGCACCUCUGUAGCGUCCAGUCGACGCACUGUACCAGCACGGUUGGGAGAAGGUCGCUGGAGUCAGGGGCGCAAGAUGAGGGAAGAGCUUCAAUGGAGAGCAUAAUGGAUGAUGAUAUCACUCUCCCAGCCUCCCCACAGUCUACCCCUGCUCCAGAAAAUGACCCCGCCCCUGGUCUACCCUGUGACCAGUCCCUCCUGGAGGAGCUGGUCAACAUGGAACCCGUGUUCGAGGCAGCUGCCUCGGUUAAUCCUGCCUUGAGGCAACAACCUGAGUUGUAUCAACUCCCUUUUCAAGAGUCACCACAGCACUUCUAUCAAGAUGGAACCAGUGAUCACAUGUUCUAAAAUAAGUCUGUGACUUAAUUAAGUAUGGCAUAUUGUCAGCGUUUUCAUAUUAUAUUAAUGAUUAUAUUUAAAAAAGAGAGAUUUUAACAUUGAAAAAUGAUUAUUUUGUGUUUGUACUUGAACAAAAUGAAUGUCAUAUGAGCACUUGUAUUCAUGGACUGUCAUUUUGAGGGAAAAAAAUACUUAAAUGUAUUCUUGUAAUGGCAAUUUUACAAAAUGCCACUUUGGUAUUCACUUAUAGUGAAGACUGUGUUUUACACAAGGAUAAUAUUGAAGAAUAUUGACACUAAUUUUCGGUUCUAUUGCACCCAUACACCAAUGUAGAGUUGUCUACAGCAAAGUAGAGGAUUGAUUCCCGAAAUCUUGUUAUUUAUUAUUCUUUGAUGUUGACGAUGUUUGUGCCUGUGCAAUUACAUAAAGACAUGAAAAUAUUUUAUUCUAUCAAAAUGUUAAUAAAGAUCUUAUUACCUUC